Messenger RNA from Sparassis crispa, 927 nucleotides. RefSeq names its product Cytosolic Fe-S cluster assembly factor CFD1. Bases 1 to 927 code for a protein of 308 amino acids. Lineage: Eukaryota; Fungi; Basidiomycota; Agaricomycetes; Polyporales; Sparassidaceae. Gene Ontology annotation, molecular function: ATP-dependent FeS chaperone activity; ATP binding; 4 iron, 4 sulfur cluster binding. The record is from RefSeq and is a predicted model, not a curated record. The transcript has 2 exons. Gene Ontology annotation, cellular component: cytosol. Gene Ontology annotation, biological process: iron-sulfur cluster assembly.
AUGGCCGCUGUCGAGGACACUCCCGUCGCCCGACGGCUCCGCCACGUCAAGCACAUCAUCAUCGUCUGCUCGGGCAAAGGCGGUGUCGGCAAGUCUUCCGUCUCGACGCAGCUCGCGCUCUCCCUCCGCGCGUCCUCACCCACCGCGCGCGUCGGCGUACUCGACGUCGACCUCACGGGGCCCUCUAUUCCGCGCAUGCUGGGGCUCGACGGGCACCCGGUGCAUCAGAGCAGCGACGGGUGGGUGCCCGUCUACGCGGAUGGGAGCGCGGCGCGGCUCGCGUGCAUGAGCGUGGGCUUCCUGCUGAAGCGCAAGGAGGACUCGGUAGUGUGGAGGGGCCCGAAGAAGAACGCGAUGAUCAGGCAGUUUCUGAGCGACGUGCGGUGGGGAGACCUCGAUUAUCUCGUCAUCGACACACCGCCUGGCACCUCUGACGAGCAUCUGUCGCUCGUGGAACACAUGGCCCCUGUGCACUCUCGGAUAUCGGCCGUUAUCGUAACGACGCCCCAGGCCGUCGCCCUACUGGAUGCUAUGAAGUGUCUCUCCUUCACUCGCACUACUUCUAUACCUCUACUCGGGCUCAUUGAGAACAUGAGUGGAUACGUCUGCCCAUGCUGUGGCGAGAUCAGCAACGUCUUCUCCACAGGAGGGGGGAAGGAGAUGGCAAGGCGCGAGGGCUUAACCUUCCUCGGUAGUCUGCCCGUUGACACCGAGCUCGUCUCUCUACUGGAUGCCACGCAAACUGAGGACACAGCAUCUGCGGAGGAUAUCGCAGAUUCAGGCAGCCAUCAAUCAUUUGAGCUGUUGUAUCGCUACCAGAAAACGUCUACGGCGCCGCUGUUCAAGGCCAUCACAGACAAAAUCUUACAAACAUUUUCAAAUGAAGAAUACGCAGGGGACAUGGGUGUCAUCGAUAUUCAUAGCUAG